Anolis sagrei ordinatus is the source of this 4042-nucleotide messenger RNA. It is a transcript of the gene MISP3, whose product is annotated as MISP family member 3. The record is from RefSeq and is a predicted model, not a curated record. NCBI's taxonomy places the organism in Eukaryota, Metazoa, Chordata, Lepidosauria, Squamata, Anolidae.
AUGGUGGAGAGCAGGGACAUGGCAGAGAAUGUGCCCAUAACCGCUACACCAGAGGAUUCUUUGCUUGCCCCACUGGAUGGUGCCAACAGUUCCCUUGCCAAAGACCAGGCACUGGAAGAGAUGCCCUCUUCAAUACAGGACAAUGAUGAGGUUGAGAAGGCCACCCCUUCUGUCACCAUGUCUUCUGAAGAGGUUAAAAUAGCAGAUGAUGUGAAUCAGUUAUGCCAAGAGCAGGAUGAUGGCCUCUCUGCUCAUCAAGAGAUGACAGCAGAACUCUCCACGGAACAACUGAAAGCAGAAGAUACUAUGAACUUGUUGGCUGAAGGGGAGGAUAGCAACCAUCCUGAGUGUCACAGCAAGCUACCAGAUGUCUUCUCAGAGCCACAGAGUAUUAUGGAAAACUCAGUGCUGGAGAGGAAGGAGGAAGAGGUUGAGGAAGUGGAGCAGGGCAGGCAACACCACUAUCAUAGUGAAGACCCAACUGUGCCUGCCGACUCCAUGGAACAGCUGGAAAUUAACCAAGAGGCAAACAGUAGUCCUCUUGUUCACCAUCACAGUUCCUCAGAUGUUUCCCCUAAGCAACAGGAGUCUGACAACUCCUCAAGUCGCCUGGAUGAAAAUGAGGAAAGUGGAAUCGUGGGAGAUAGUCAUGACCAACCACCAGUAUCUCCUGAGAAACCAGAACUUGCCAAUAGCCCCACACAAGCUAUGGACAACCAGGAGAACAGCCAAAUCGAUUGUGCUGAUGUGUCUUCGUCCGAGUCUCCCAAGGGAUCGUUGAUGGACACAUAUUCAUCCAAGGAAGCAGGAGAAGGAGACUCAUUUGGCUUCCCUAGCAACCUGUCUCCCAGUCCUGCUUCUCCAACUGAGUCUGAAAAUCUUCACGAAGACUUGAAGCCAGACUGUCAAGAAAGUACAGAGGAUGACAGUGAAGAAAGGACAGCAAGUGAACAGCUAUCCCAGCCACAAAAGGAUGAAGAAUCUGAGAAUAAACAGUUUUUACAGACUGGCUCAGGUAACAAUCACCUUGAAAAAGAGGAGGAAGUUGCUCAAGAUUCUGCUUGUACCUCAGCGGCACCUUCUGUGGCAUUAGCAGACCCUCUUCCAGAUGCUGACCCAUAUUGCCAGCAGAGGGCAGCAGAAACAGGUUCUUCCGACACGGCUGCCCAUGCAGUGCCAACACAGUCUCCUGUGGCAACCGGGAUCUUUGGACCUGCCCAGCAGGGCCUGGCUGCCGCAUGCGACCAGGAAGGACUGGCACUUUGUGAACCAAGUGGAGCCGGCAACAACAGCGAACCCCAGAGUGAGGCUGGACCUGAAGCUGUGCUGGAGUCUGAGAACAAGAGUGAGGAAGCAACUGGGGACGCUGGCUCUGAAGAAGCCACCAGAGAACAAGAGGGGGUAAAGGAUCUUUCACAGGUGGGAAACCUGGCAAGCAAUCUUCCGCUCUUAGAAAGUCCAUCAGCAAAAACUGAUCCAUCAGAGACCAUGGUUCUAGCAAGCAUGGAAGAUCCACUUGAGGCCAGGGAACAAGCAGACUCUCAAGAUAUGGCCAGGGCUGCCAUUCCAACACAUGAUGGUCCUGACCCAGCCUCUGCAGAACAAAUGCUGCUGGAUGCUAGAGAUCCUGCAAAGGGUGAAGAGGGAUUGAGUGCUGAGGAGUCAGCUUGCACCAUACCCAGUUCGGACGAGCCCUCUACAAUGGGCAGCUUGGACGGCCCCACAAACUGGACAAGGAAUGCCUCCGGCCAUCCAGAGACCCCAAUUGAGCGGGAGAUACGUCUCCAUCUGGAACGAGAAGAACUUCUGCGCCGUGAGCGGGGUCUGGCCAGCCUUCGGGGCACCCAGGAGUAUGUGGAGGUGCGCAUCAGACCUUUUCUGAACCAAAGUGGGACGCUGCCCAAGGAGAAGGAGCGGCAAUGGGCUGGGGCCCAAAUGCAGCGAGAGAUCCAGCGGGAAUGUCGGCGGGAAGAGGACCUGGUGCAGCUUGGGAAGGUCAGAGGGGCCUAUGACCGGGGCACACCACAGGAGCUCCAGGAGAAGAAGAUGAUGUUCGAGCAGCACACCAGCCCAGAGUUUCUCACCCCCAGGAAGCCAGCAUGUGGCACUGCCGAAGGGACAAAGGGGCCUUCUUUUGCUGAGGCCAGCCGUGCCACCAAUAUGGUCAUUCUGGACUCAGAGGUUCUGCUACGACCCCAGCAGCCCCCAUCGGGGAGGGCCAGCCCCACAGGCAACCCCUUCUUCUGCUUGCGUGCCAAAAGUCCCCAGUCUCUGCUGGAGCAGGAAGUUCAGGAGGCCCAGGAACGAGAGCGGGAGCUGCAGAGGCAGAGGUACAGCCUGUAUGGCUCCGUUUCACCCUGCCAGGCAUCAGAGACCUCAGAGCAGGGGGAGAAGGAGGUCUCAACACAGGCAGAAAGACCUUCCUGCAAGAAGCUGGAGGUGACAUGGCCUCCACCAACCUCUUCUGAGACUUCCCAUGUGAAUGGGCUCUACCAGUCAGAGAAAAGUCCUCGAAUCCUUCGUCGCCAGAGGAGUGCCUUAAUUGAACGCUGGGAGUCAGGGGCCGUUGGCAACCAGGAGGAUGAAGAUUAGAGACAUUUUCUCAGCGAGAAGAAGCAGCGGUUCGCGUCUCCGGUGAUAAGACACAUGGCGGACCUGUGGGGAGCUUCCCCACUCCUAUGCAAGGACAUACUACCAGAGCCAACUAUGUUUUCUUUUCACUCAGCCUUUUGAUUUGACUAUCCCCAAAAACAUAUCUGCAGGGUGAUUAUGGGAUGGAACUAUGCUUAAAAUAGGCUGUGUUCUUCCAAACUUUUUAUAUGGAAUGAAGAGAAGGGAUGAAUGGGUAAGCUUCAAGUGCACAAAGCAUGACUAUUUGCUAGUGUUGCAUUUGCAAAGAGUCCCCUUGGAGGAUUCAUUCCAAGUGCUUUCCACAUUCUGCUCCAUGCUAGGUUUUUACUGGCUCUUUUGACCUGUAUUAGACAGACUCUCUGCAAAAGAUAUAUGGGUGCAUCCAUACUGGAAGCACAUGCUCAGAGAGGCACUGUUAGGCACACUAUUAGGAUGGCGGGAGUCAUAAGAGAGAGCAAGGCAUUAGGGAAUAUUACUUUUUGAACUACAACUCCCAGAAUCUCCCAAAACUCCUACUGGCUGGGGAUUCUGGGAGCUAUAGUCUAACAAAGAACCAAGCACUUGUGUCAGCAAUUCCCAUCCCAACAGAAUAUUUUUGUAUUGGGGUAAUUCAUUGGUUGCAGAGGACCAACAGUCUGUGUAGAUACAUAUCUCAAGAGGAUUGGAGGAAGUUACACUUUGGAGUAUAACUCCCAGAAUCCCUAGGUAAGGAAUUCUGUGUGUUGCGGCCAGGAAAGGAUUUCUCACUACCAGCCCUGGUCCCUGUGACAUUAGAGUGCUACUUCCAAUAAGAUCUUUUACUCUUUUAGUAUGAGAAUUUUGGCAUGUUUUUUUUCCUUUGGGUAUUUAACUUUAAGACAAAAAAAAAUGUCUUAUAAGAGCCACAGACUACAGAUAGCAAUGUGCUCCAUGUAUUAUCAAAGGCUUUCAUGGAAGGAAUCACUGGGUUGUUGUAGUUUUUUUCAUGCCAUUUGGUCAUGUUCUAGAAGCAUUCUCUCCUGACGUUUCGCCUACAUCUGUGGCAAGCAUCCCCAGAGGUAGUGAGGUCCCUACAAGCUCCUUCCAGAGUUUGCAAAAGUUACUUUUUUGUAUGUAGAUACCAUAAUCUCAUACCUAGAUGGCCAGUAAUUCAUAAAAAUGACCUCACAACCUCUGAGGAUGCUUGUCACAGAUGCAGGCGAAACGUCAGGAGAGAAUGCUUCUAGAACAUGGCCAUACAGCCCGAAAAACCUACAACAACCCAGAGUGCUCCAUAUUUUCACUGAGAAUGACUCAAGGCAAAAAAUGAUUGUCUUCUAGAGUAUGCUUUGCCUCUGAGAUUUUUUUUUAUUCAACAAGACGAGAAUCCUUCAGUUAGAAGAGAUGCUUGAUUUCGCGUAUUUCAGUCAGAAUUAAACAUCAUUUAAAAAUG